AUGCUUCCCUCCAACCAAACUGUCAUUGCCAAGACCCAUCAGCUCCUCACGUACGGCUCCCAGUUUCGGCCACAGCUCUCGCUCAUUAGCAUGGCAGGAGGCAGAGGCAAGGCUGCGCAGGCGAAUCGAGGUUCAGCUGCGGAUGCUUGUCAACCUGAGCUAGCGAGUGAUGGUGGCCGUGACCUCUUGGUGCUGGAAGUGGUGGGAGGCCCUUGCUGCCCGGCCACCAUUGCUGUAACUGCUAGCAGUUCUAGAGUGGGACGAGUGAAGACCUGCCAGAUUCCGCUGAAGGAAGACUCCGUUUCUGAGAAACACGCGUGUGUUUCGUGGGACGCAGCUGAUAGGAGUUGGCGCGUCGUCGAUCUAGGAAGCUCAAACGGAACUUCACUUAACGGCGUCCAUCUGCCAGAAGGUCGUGAGCAUCCUCUGUCUGAUGGAGAUGAAAUUCGGUUCGGAACAUUUACGAUCGUCCGCGUGCACAUACGGCCUUCUCCGCAUCAAGGAUCCACCGUGCGUGACAUGCUGCAACAACAGAUGGAGUGGCGGCUUUGCCGUCUAGAGGAACAAGCAGCCAUGUUGGAAGAGCAGAUGCGGCAAGAUCUGGCAACUCUGAAAGCCACUUUAGCAGCCGUCCUCCCUGGCGACGGCGCGUGCAUGAAUGAGGAGGAAGCGGAGCGGAACCUGGACUUCCCCGAGUUGCACGUGGAUGCCGCCAGUACUCUCCUUCUCUUCCAGUCGCUCCGAGAGCUCUUUGCGGCGACCGGCGUCGAGUGGUUCGCGAUGCGCGACCUCAUCCGGCCAGAUCCCGAACGCACACAGAAGCUGCUCUCCGCGCUCGCCAACUACAAGCGCUUCGGGGACCAGUUCUUUUCCGUGGAGGCGCAAUGCCUGGAGGAAUACGCGCAGGUCGUUGAGACGCACGCCAAGCUCGAAGACGAAGAGCUAUCGAUAGCGGCGGAGAAGCAGCAGGCGGCAAAGGUGAAGGAGGAGGAGAUGAGUUUGCGGGCACAGAUAGUGGAGUCGCCGGAUAAAGUCAGAUUAGCAGUGACACGAGCAGAGGAAGCGAUGGAGAGUGAGAAAGAGGCGCGGGAUGCGGUGCUGGUGCAGAUGCGGGAGAAUCGCAAGAAGCUGGUUGUCGUUAGAAAGGCGGAGUGGAAGGCGAAAGUGGCAGCACGCAGGGCAGCCAUAGAGCAGCAGAUGGUGGAGGUGCGCAGGAAGCAGGAGGACGUGCGUGUGCUGGAGCAAGGACUGGCAGAGGAGGAAGAGCUCUUCCUCGCUGCCAAGUCAGAGGUGCAGGGUCAGCUGGAGCAAGUGCGGGGAGAGGAUGAGCGGUGUCAGGAGCUGCACAGGCAGAGGCUGGCGCAUGUGGCCGAGCUCUUUAAUGAGCUCAACUUACAGGUGACGUGCUUCGCUUCCUCUCAAUCCAUCUGCCCGAGUCUCAUGCCCCCAAUUUGCAUUCUUCGCGUCGCCGCCAUGGGUCGCACUUCCCGUCGUCCACCUCCGUUAGAGCGAUUCACGCCGCAGCGAUGGCCGUACGCUUUGUCCCCGCGUCGCACGGAACACGGCAGCUCCGCACAUGCGCGCUCGCCCCAAGAGUCCUUGCCGCCUUGUCUCCGCUUCGUUGGGACGACCCUCCCUCAGGCACAAUCGCUCCCGCCCUGUAUGCCAUGCCGACACUCGUACCAUGCGCACGCGGUAACGUGGGAAUGGGCGGACAGGAACGGCGCGGAAACCUCGGCGGCGCGUCAGAAGGAGGAUGAGACGUGCGUUUGCUUCUUCCCAACCUCCCCUUCUGCGCAAUUCCCUCCCGCCAUCGCCCCCUGCCUCCUCCUCUCCGCGCAUCCCCUCCCGCCCUCCUUGCUGACGUCACCUCUUCCCGCCGCCAUCCCUCUCCCCCACACGCGGAGCCUCUGCCUCUCCCCGCGUCUACUCCCCGCUGGUGCUGUCGCCCUCUGCUGCGUGUGCAUCUCGCGCGCCCUCCGAUUCCAGGCGCACUUCCUCCACCCCCCCGCCCCUCCGCGCGCUGCCCCCAGCACCGUUAGCGGAGAGGGGGAGGGGGAAACGAGCGGGAGGAGCGAAGAGGGGAAUGGAGGAAGCGAAAGGGGAGGGGAGAGCGGGAGGGAGGAAAGGGGCGAUGAGGCGAAAGGUGGAGCGUACGCGGCACGAGGGGACUGUAGGUGCUGUGAAAAGCAACCCUGGGGGAAAGAAGUGGGCGGUGAGUCGAGUGAAUGGCCGCAGGGGAAGGAGGAGGGGCGGGCAGAGCAGCAUGGGAUGAAAUGGGUGCCUGGAUUCCUAGUGCUGCCACUCAACCAUUCCUCUCAGUUGCCCGUUCAGCUGCCCGGGUGUGUGAGUGAAAGGGGGGCGUGCUUGCAUGAGGCAGCGUACAAUGGCAGAUGCUUGGUGGGCUGCACAGGGGAGGGGGAGACGGGGGUCCUUGAUGGGGCGCAGGAGAGGGGAGGGGCGGAGGAAAGGGGAGUGGCGGAGAGAAGUUUUGGGGGGGAAAGAGGAGGUGAGGAACGAGGAGGAGGGGAGGAGGGAGGAGAGGGCGAGGAGCAGGGCGCAGUGAUGUUGGCGAAUGGGUGCUUCAGCGCACAGCAGGUGAUGCACGCACCAGCUUCAACCGAUGAUGACAAGCGUGUUGGGGAAGGCGAGCAGCACGAGCAGUCGCCUCUGAAGCAGCAGCAGCAGCAGCAGCAGCAGCAGGAUGUGAAGGGCGAGGCAGCGAGUGCGGCGUGGCAGGGCAGGAGGGGCGUUCGGAAGGGGCAGAGCACGUGGUAUGACGGGGACUACUGUCAGCUGCAUGGCGUGCUGCUGCACCGCCCUCAGCAGCCCCUGCUGGAACUCGUGCCCGCGCCCAAGGCAAGUGCUGCCACGGUGCCGUAUUUUCCUGCCCCCUGCCCCCCUGCUCUCCUGCCCACCCGCCCUCCCGCCCUUCCCCCUUCUCCCUCCCGCCCUCCACCUCUCGUGCCCUCUUGCCUACUGCAUUGCACCGUGCUGGCAUGCGUGCAGGCCAUCACAGCCCCAUCAGCAUGCAUCGGUGAUAUCCGCACCAUCAACCCCCCCUGGCCUCCUCCACCCACUUCCCCCCCACUGCCCAUACUCCAACACACCGGCUCACCAUCAGCCACCACCCCCACUUCCCUCGUCCUCCUCCCUGCACCUCCCUCCACUCUCUCCACCCCUUCCUCCGCCCAUCCCUCCGCCCAUCUUCCAGCCCCUCCCUCCACCCAUCCUCCCACCGCUCUCUCCCCUGCGCGCAUGCCCAUCACGCGGCCGCUGCUGGAGCUGCUGGGAGACGCGUUUCUCAAGCUCGCGGCAGCGCUCUGCGUGCUGCUGCUGCACCCCUCUGCUGGCAUCGACGCCGCCGGCAACAUGAUGCAGGCGAUGGGGAAAGGUGGCGGAGGAGGAGGAGGAGGAGGAGGAGGAGGAGGAGGAGGAGGAGGAGGAGGAGGAGGAGGAGGAGGAGGAGGAGGAGGAGGAGGAGGAGGAGGAGGAGGAGAGGAGGAGGAGGAGGAGGAGGAGGAGGAGGAGGAGGAGGAGGAGGAGGAGGAGGAGGAGGAGGAGGAGGAGGAGGAGGAGGAGGAGGAGGAGGAGGAGGAGGAGGAGGAGGAGGAGGAGGAGGAGGAGGAGGAGGAGGAGGAGGAGGAGGAGGAGGGGAAUGGAGGGCAGUGA
Messenger RNA from Closterium sp. Yama58-4, 3672 nucleotides. Lineage: Eukaryota; Viridiplantae; Streptophyta; Zygnematophyceae; Desmidiales; Closteriaceae. The record is from the annotation of a GenBank genome assembly.